Messenger RNA from Cantharellus anzutake, 2602 nucleotides. RefSeq lists its product as uncharacterized. Gene Ontology annotation, molecular function: metalloendopeptidase activity. The transcript is spliced from 15 exons. Bases 1 to 2496 code for a protein of 831 amino acids. Lineage: Eukaryota; Fungi; Basidiomycota; Agaricomycetes; Cantharellales; Hydnaceae. Gene Ontology annotation, cellular component: plasma membrane. The record is from RefSeq and is a predicted model, not a curated record. Gene Ontology annotation, biological process: protein processing.
AUGUCGGACGUGACCCAUCCAGAGACAGGGGCUUUGCUGUCGACCGACGCAGAGGACGAGGGACGCAUCAAUGACCCGGGUCUAAUCUCCGAAUUGUUUGGAGCCCAUCCCACGGCAUUGUCUAAAUCUUUGCUGGGCUUUUGCUUAUUCCUCAUUCUCCUUCUAUCUGUUUUCAUUGGAUUAUAUGCUGGCGUCCAAAGCAGACUUUCGCGUGUCCUACGCUCUGCCCCCACCAUCACUGAGACUUUCAAGUUUACCACCAGCGAACUUAGGACGGUAGUUCGGACAGUGACGUCCACCAGAACCAUUACUCUGCCACCCCCGACUCCUUCACCGACAGUGGAAACUUGCAUUGCUCGGGAUUGCGUUGUUCUUGCAGCAGACGUCGUCAAAGGUUUCAACAACAGCAAUGAUCCUUGCGAGGAUUUUUAUGAGUAUGCAAAUGGGGGAUGGGAUAUUUCAACUACUAUCCCUCCUGGGCGUUCUUCGCACUCGCGAUUUGAUGAAGUUGCCGAGGCAAACAUCCGCACCAUUGAGGGCAUAUUGAGGCGGCCGCUGUCGUCGACAGCUUCUGUCCUAGAGGCUAGGGCUCUUGCGAAGCUGCAGGAUUUCUAUUCUUCGUGCUUGAAUUUGAACGCGCUUGGAGCCGUUGGUUCGGAACCACUUAGAUUAGUUGUCAGACGCAUACGUGAACUCCUACCAGACCUGCUAACAUAUCAGAGACGUGAUUCAAGCCCCCUAGAUUUAACUGACGCGAUGGCCUUCCUUCACUCUAUCAAUAUAGAAGUUUUCUUCUCUACUGUGUUUGAGGGGCAACUGAAGGGAAACCCGGACGAGAUUGCGCUCUGGCUCAAAAACCCUUCCCCCCUCCUUCCCAGAAGGGGUUUGGAUGAGGAGGGGGUCUCUAAUUACAGAGCGGCCCUCUUCGACUUCUUCUAUGAUCUGGAUGAAGAGUCGCCUGAUGAGGCGUAUGCUUGGCCGCCGUGGCCUUGGCCACCCCACAAGCCCACCCCCGAGAAUCGUACUAGUAAAGCCCGCAGACUGAGCGAGGCGACUGUGCUGUUCGAAAGUCAAUUGAUUAAAUACAUGACUGUCCCGGACGAGCCUGUAACUUCGAACAUUUCCUAUGUGCAACUCCCGAUUGAGAACCUCACAUCAACCAUGGCGUAUUUGGACUUGCCCGGCUUUGUUGCCACUUUUCUCCCCACGAACUUUCCAAAAACCAUUAUCGUUCAGGAUUUAGUUUAUUUACAAGGUCUUAACGAGCUGAUCGCAGCCACAUCGGCCGAAGUGAUCCGUGCAUAUCUCAUUGCUCAGGUUUCCCUCGCCCUAUCCGAGUAUUUGGAUCUUAACACACGACCAUACAAAAUUCUGAAGACUUUGCGCGAAAAGGUUCAUGGGGUGGUCCCUGAUUCUACGUUGGCAAGAGAAGCCUUCUGCAUCAAUGAAGCUACGGGGAAUCUAGGAUAUCUGAUUAGUUAUUUCUUCGUCAAGGAGACUUUUGAUGAUACUGUUCGCAGGAAGGUUGCGUCGUUAGUGGAUGCACUCUUCAAUACUUUCAUCGAAUCGUUCAUGAAUUCCACCUGGAUGGAUGAGUCUACAGCAACGUUUGCAAUGCUCAAGAUGAGAGCGAUGAAAGUAAAACUAAGCUACCCCGAUGUUCGCCCCAAUGUUAGCGAUAUAAGAUCAACACUCCAAUAUUACUCUUCCGUGGAUAUCGUUCCUGAGGCUUUCUUUACGAACCUUAUCCAAGCAAGGUGGAGUCCGCGUGGCACACGGUUGUGGGAGGAGACUGAAUCGUUGUGUGCCUGGGUUAUUAGAGUAAACCGACAAAUCAAGAAGUGGGCAACGUUGGGCGACAACCGCGAUGUGAACACUUGGAGCCUGAACCCGAUAACCGUAUCCAUAUCAUACAGACUUCACUCCAACAGCGUUGAGAUACCCGCGGGUUCUUUGUUCCUGCCUUUCUUCUCUCGUUAUGUACCCGACUAUAUGGUGUACAGCGCGUUAGGAGCAUUAGUUGCACAUGAACUUGCGCACGCAAUUGAUACCCUGGGCAGUAAUUAUGGUAGUCGUGGUCAACUGCAACAAUGGUGGACCAACUUGACCCGGUCAAAUUACGACUCAAAGAGGGAUUGUAUCUUGGGUUUACAUCCCGAUUCACAAUGUUAUCGAGACGGUCAGAUCGACUUCGACCCGAAAUCAAGGGAGACCUUCGCAGAUACCGCCAUAAUCUUGGCGUUACGUGCUUGGAAGUCUCAGAGCACCCUGGAUAACCUUCUCCCAGGUUUGCGGGACUUUAGUGUCGACCAGCUAUUCUUCAUUUCCUUCGCCAGGAUUUGGUCAAGUUCGUCGAUAGCAUCCCGCCCCUCAAAUUAUGUCUCGAUAAAAGAUAGGGUUCAUAAUGCACUGAAAAAUAUCCCAGAAUUUGCAGCUACUUUCAAUUGCUCAGCCGGUGCGACGCUUAAUCCACUUUCACGAUGUCUGGUUUGGUGAUGGGGCUGUGAUGAAAAGGGCCUUGGUUGAAUACGAGACAUCCCCAAUCUAUGUACAAUUAAUACGGGUUAUACAAGCUAUUACAUAUUCGCCUCAGCGAGAGAAC